Molecule: messenger RNA, 819 nt
Organism: Yamadazyma jaroonii
Lineage: Eukaryota; Fungi; Ascomycota; Pichiomycetes; Serinales; Debaryomycetaceae
Source: the annotation of a GenBank genome assembly
AUGUCAUUUGCACCUCCAUCAACACCUCCAAGGAAGUCAAAGAAACAAAUCAAAUCUCCGUUGUAUUUAAGAACUCCACAAACAUCAAGCCUGAAGAAAGUCCGUGAUUUUUUCGCAACUGCUAAUGGUAAGACUCCAAAAUCAACUGGUAAUUUAAUGCCUGUUACACCAGAUUUCACUCCUCAGAAAUCUCCAAGAACUAUAAGGAAGAAGAGAAGUAAUAUUGAAGAUAUUUUCAAGAGUGAUACUUUCGACAACAGUUUCUUUUUACCUACACCUUCAACCGUAGGUUCAGGAAGGAAAUCCGCUAUAAGUUCUGUCAAGUCAAACAAGAAAUCACUCACCAUGGAUGCAUUAGCCAAGUUGAAUGAUAGUUUAAAUUUCGAAAGUGAAGAUGAAGACGAUGAUGUUUCAUUCUUUUUGAAUACUCCAUCCAAGAAUUCGAUUUUCACAUCUAAUUUAUUACGUUCACCUUCAACUACCAUGGAACCUUCAUCACCUACUAAAUCAUCAAUUCCACAAACUCCACUGAGACAAUUAAUUGAUGAUGAAAAGAUUAAUAAUUGGCAUGGUAAGUCAAAGAAUUAUUUUUCUGAUGAUGAUGAUUUAGAUUUCAAUUCAAUUCCUCAAAAAUUAGUCAACCCUUUCCUUCAACCAGAAACGGUUGCCAAGAAUAUAGACUUCAAAUCUUCAGAUGUAGAUUACAGUACACAUGUUGAAUUCAUACAUAAUAAAACAGGAGAGAGGAAAUUGGUCAAAUUACUGGACCGUCACGCCAAUAUUAAACCUAAAAAAUUGGAUUUCACUUCAGCUAUGUAA